UGAGUUUUCAUUCCCUACAAAUACCCUCUUCCCCUUCCCCUCUUUCUCUGCUAAGCCCCAUCAGCUUCAGCCUUCACUCAAUUCCAUCUUCUUCUUCUUCUUCCUCUUCGGACUCUGUUCCAGCUAUGAAGACUCUGUUCCAUGACUACAAAACCCUUCAAAAACAGGGCAUCCUCACCGCUCUCCCUUCCUCGGAUCUCCAAUUCCCCACACUCCCACCGCCUUCCCUGAGAAGAACCCUCUCCGCCGACAUGUCCUCCUCCAAGUGCUUCUCCGCCAUCAAGAGGGUUGCUUCUUCCCUAGCAUUCUCUCUUCCUCCUUAUUCUUCUUCUUCUUCUUCUUCUUCUUCUUCUUCUUCUUCUGAAGACGAACAGGACUGUGACGAAACCUUUGGGUUUUGGGGCUCUGCUCAUGAAGAACAGAGGAAGAACAGAACAGAGUGUCAAAAACAGGGGAAUAAUGAUGAUGAUGAUUCCUGGAACUCAAUUCUGUUUCAGAACUCUGCUCCCAAAUCGCCUGUUGUUCCUUAUGUUCAUCCUCAUCUCCAAAAAUCAGCUCACUCUCUCAGUGAAAACAGUCUUCUAAUUUGCACUGAGAGUCUUGGAUCCGAGACUGGCUCCGAUGGCUUCUCUUCCUACCCUUCUUCAGAGUUUGGAGACUUCGACGGAGAUACGACGGAAACAGAUUACCCCGACAUACAGACAUUUCAAUGGAAGCCCAUCAAAUUCGGUCGCAAGAAAUCGCCGCCGAGGUCUUUUCCCCCGCCGAUUUCUUCUCUCUGUUCCCCCGACGGCGCCUCCGUCUGCAUUCAGUCCCGCCGGGAAAAUGGGCGAUUAAUUCUCGACGCCGUCUCUGUUCCUUCAAAGAAGAACUUCCGUGCCGAUCGUCGAGAUGGCCGUCUCGUUCUCUCUUUUGUUACAACUCCGGCGAAUUUAUUGGUUGAAGAAUCGAAAAUUGUAGAAGAGAGAGACGAUUUGGAAGCCGACGAAUCGGAAAUCCCGAUGGAUGAGGUUGCGAGAUUGUCGAGCUCUGUUAUGAACUUCCAUCGAUUAGCAAUGAUGAUGAAGAAGCCAAAUGGAUUCAUCAAUCGGAAUCCAGCAUGGCCAAAGCAAAAAGAUUCUCCAGAGGCACUAACCCCACUAUCACAGUCACUUCCGCCACGUCCUCCGUCGCUCACGGCGGCGACAGCAGCGACUUCUCUGAAUGCAUACGAGUACUACUGGCGAUCGAAACCAACCGGAAAAUCGGCCGGAAUUCAAAACCUAAAGAGCCAACAACAAAUUCAACCCAUCCAGAGCAUAACCCGCAAAUUUAUCUCUUCAAACAAUCAAAUGGCGGAUGAGAAACAGCAAAUUCUUAACUAUUUGGUUCCAUUGUCGAAUGGAUGUAAAAUUCCCAGAAGGUCUGUUCUUCUCCGGGAGCCCUGCUGCAUUGCCACCACCUAAGCCACCGCCGCCGAUGACCGGAAAAACCCAUACCCUAAUCUCUUUACAUAUUAAUUCUGAAUUGUUAAAUCUCAGCCAUUUCUUUCCUACUCACCCAGAAAAGCAAUAACAGAGAGGCUAUCGAAGAAGACGAUAGAGAAUUAUCUGAAAUUAGCAAUUAGAAAUUAGAAAAAUCUAAAGAAAAGAAAAGAAAAGAAAAGAAAAGAAAAUAGUGUACAUUACGAUCCCAUUUAAAAAGUGUCGGCGAUCUCUCAAAGCUGAAGAAAAUCAGAGGCCGAUCUUUGACCCACUGGACUGUCCUGUCCUGUCCUGUCCUGUCUGUUCUUUCUAUUUUUUGGCUUCGCUAUUAUCUAACCAAUGGGUUUCAUAUGCUUCCACUGAAUCAAUUACUCUUCCAUUUUUGCAA
Messenger RNA from Cucurbita maxima (winter squash), 1851 nucleotides. Its product is annotated as protein FAF-like, chloroplastic. Lineage: Eukaryota; Viridiplantae; Streptophyta; Magnoliopsida; Cucurbitales; Cucurbitaceae. The transcript has a single exon. The record is from RefSeq and is a predicted model, not a curated record. Bases 126 to 1445 code for a protein of 439 amino acids.